AUUAAAUGAAAGUUUUAGUUUACAUAUUCCGUUGAGCAUCUCUCCGUCUCAUCAACCGCGUAGUUGUAUAACGAAGAAUAAAAACUUGAGUAGAAAAAAAAAUCGAUAAAAUCUCAGUCAAAGAUCAAUCGGAUCAAGUUUACAUAUAAAAAAAACACACGAAAGGAUUUACCCACAAAAGAAAAAAGUCAUGACGUGAAUAGGAAAUUCUUCAUUAAAGUUUAAAUUUAUAUACUUUUUUUUCCUCUCAUGUCCUCUCUGUCUCUGAAAAUGUCCCUCCUGCAGAAUCCCCAUUUCUACAUCGUUCUAGUUUUAUUUGCACUAAAAUCCAUCAGUGGGAGUGACCUUAAUGAAACCAAUUCUAAUCAAAGGGAUUCACGUCAAUUGUUCACUUUAUUGAAAAAUAUUCUAAAAGUACAACAACCAGCAGCAGCAGCAACAGGAGGACAGGAGGAAACCCCGUAUUAUGCGACAAGUCAAUAUCCCGGAGGUGGAGGAAUAGAGCAAAAGAUUCACUCUGCAAAUAUCAAUCCUGAAUUUCAGCAUCAAUAUCCAAUGCUCAACUAUCAAACGCAACAACACAGCUCGGUCCCACUCUACAACAAUCUACAACAAAGGGAAGAACUGCUCCCUACGACAAAUAAUGGACAAUCUAGUACCAAUUUAUUAAAUUCACCAAUCAAUAGUGGUGGUGGUGGUGUUGGUGGCUUGCUCUCAAUGAUAUCAAAACUGGGUGCACCAGAAGAUGUAGAUUUAUCAAGUAUAAUUAAUUUCGGAUCCAUUGAAGGAAUGAUUGGCAGAGUUAAUCGAUUCGAUAAAUUACAAUGCAUUCCUAGAAUGAUUUGUCAAAUGGUGGCCAAGAGGAUUGAAGAUGGUCUGACUACUACCACUACGACGACGACCACGACGGAAAAAAGCGUAAAACAGAAGAAACAAAGGGGCGGCAGAUUUAUUAAAAUUGAUGGGAUGGAUGGCGCUUUGGAUCAGUUUGUCAAAUUCCUUGACGUGAUGCAGCUCCGAGACUGGUCCCUCUAUCCAUACGUGAAAGGAAUGAAGGAAGGCCAUCAAGUGAGACGAGCAUCCGAAUGUGCAGAGAAAUUCAGAUCGUGUCCAUUUUCAGAGGAUCAAUUAGUCUACUAUUUCAAUAAUUAUAAUGGAGGAUUCUUUCAAAGUUUUAGAAAUGGGAAAGAGUUUUCCGAAUUUUAAGUUACAAUUUCCACGUGGAAUUAGUCGUUAUUUAAUUAAAUAAAAGAAAAUAUGAAUUUCCACACGAGGGUAAAGGCAAAAAA
Molecule: messenger RNA, 1289 nt
Organism: Folsomia candida
Lineage: Eukaryota; Metazoa; Arthropoda; Collembola; Entomobryomorpha; Isotomidae
Exons: 2
Coding region: 250-1206 (318 amino acids)
Source: RefSeq, a predicted model, not a curated record